Molecule: messenger RNA, 255 nt
Organism: Uncinocarpus reesii 1704
Lineage: Eukaryota; Fungi; Ascomycota; Eurotiomycetes; Onygenales; Onygenaceae
Exons: 1
Coding region: 1-255 (84 amino acids)
Source: RefSeq, a predicted model, not a curated record
AUGGGCAUAAAAUCGCGCACGUUUGAUGUCAGUGCAACGACGACAGCGAGCGGAGGACGCGGGUACUCUCCGUCACAAGUGGGCGAGAAGCCCGUACGAGUAAAGUUAACGGCCAGUGAGCGCAAGAGGGUGGAGAAAAUGAUCCGCGAGGCGAAGAGUCUGCAAGAAAUUGCUAGGUUAGAGAAAGAGUUGAACGAGGGACGGAUACCGAAGGGGGCGAUGGAUGAGGAAGGAGACGUGGAUAUGAAAAUGUGA